AUGAGUGACCUAUCAAAAUUCCUCAGCAUUCCUUUGACAAGAAAAACUUCAACAGAUCACUUUGAAAUUAAAGAUGAAUUCACUUCUAAUUACUCUAAAGCAAAGUAUGAGCAAGAUCAGUUGUAAAUAGUUGAACUGAAUUCAACAGCUGAUAAACUAAGAACCACCAUCAAAUUCAUCAAGUAGUAAAGGCAAGGUCUUGAAGUUAGGAAUAAGAGUUUCAUAGAUUUUUAAAAGCAUAGGAUACAGCAAAGCAAGCUGAACAAUCCCGGUAUCGAAGUUCCUGCUGCCAGUCAAAAUCAGUCUAUCGCUCAGAACUACGAUUAAGCUACACUUUCACUUUUUGCUAAGAUACCUCAGAAUGUAGCUAGAAAACUCUAAAAGACAUUGAUUAAAGAUCUUCCCAGCUAUGAUCAAUAGUACCGAGCUUAUGCUAGACUUGAAGAAGAGCAAAAGUAGAGAUUGUAUGAAUAAAUUCAUCAAAAGCAUUUGGAAUUCUAAAAAAGAUCGAUUGAAAAUAAUAGCACUCUAGUGGAAGAAACAUAAUAAACUACUAAGAAUAGUCCCACUCACAGAAAAUCAUUAACUAGUUUACCUCAGUUCAACAAAAUUAAAUCUCUUAAGAUGAGCAAUUAAUUUCAAAGUCAUGAUGAGAAGAUAAUCCCUCUAAAGAAUCUACCAAUAAAAGGCUUAAAAGAUGGAGUAGAAUUCGAAAACACUACUUCAAAUUUUUUGGCAGCCUAGUAUUAUCAGAAUAAAAACUUAUUGCAUAGCUCAAAAAGUUAAAAUAAGAUACCAGUUCCAGGAUCUCCUAGUAAAAUUGCUACAAUGAGAAGCGGGUAAACAUUUACAGAUUUUGCAAUGACAAAUAAAAACUAGCUUUAAAAGUUGUAAAGAGAUGCAAGUUCAAAAUCUCAAGUAGGGUUCGGUAUAAGUUACUUACCCACUAAUCAUUCGGUGUCAUUACUAAAAUAAAACGCAUCUUAAAUUAACUUUUCAAAAGUAAUUGACCAAUCUCCAGAUCAUAAGACAACAUAGCAUUUUCAAAGAAGGUAAAGCUACUACCAAAGAAGAUAGUAGUACAAAUCAGUUCAUGGAGGAACUGUCUACUAAACUAGCAUUAGGGAAUAAUCUGGGUUCGAUCCGAUCCAAGAGACUAUGAAGAAGAUUAAUAAAAAAACUCCUUUAAACAACCGGAGGAUGCUGACUAGAUAAAACACAAGGAAGUAAUUUUAAAGCAUGAUGAUAAGAGAAGAUCAAAGCAGCGAGGAUAGUUUCAAUGAAUAAUACAGCAAAAAGGUUUCAGAGUUUGAUAGUCCUAAAGUUUAACUAUUCUAGUUCGGAAACUAACCAGAUAAAAUGAUCAAAGUUCAGAGUGUUUCUGUGUUAGAACCAGAACAAAAUUAGAAAGAACAAAAUGAUUAAUAAGUUAAUUAGCCUAGUGAAAUUGAUUAAACAGUAAAGAUAUUUGAUGAACCAAUUCAGGAUUAAAAUCACAGCAACAGUAAAGUUUCUCAUAAUCGGCCAAGUUUCCUCUAUAGACAAUAAAGAAUACUUGGGAAAAUACCCUCUAACUUCAAAACUUUCAUUCGGAAUACUUAAAAGGUAUCGGAACUGCUUUCAUAAUGUAAAAAUGCCAACAAUUUAUGA
Messenger RNA from Stylonychia lemnae, 1650 nucleotides. Lineage: Eukaryota; Ciliophora; Spirotrichea; Sporadotrichida; Oxytrichidae. The record is from the annotation of a GenBank genome assembly.